GCAUGUUCUCGACUUCGUCGUCCCAAAUCGUGUGUGCCGUCGCAAGAGAAUGCCCGCCAGGACGCCUACGACGCUGUGAAUUUCUGCUUCCGAUUACGAUCGCAAUUUCGUGCACACAAGCGCACUACUCAAUUCGGAGCAGCUAUUUCGUCGGCUAGCCUGGCGCUCCAGUAGGCGUUGUGGGCCAUGCCCCAGUUUGUGCUCUGCUUUCAGAACAAUGUGGGCACAUCCUCCAUGUGCUUGCAGCCGGGUCUUUCUCUGUCCCCCCUUCAAAGCAUCGUCGAUCGUCCAAGCUGUCAUUUGGUGCCUAGCACAUCCCAAAUCGACCGCUGACACAUACCCGCUCUCUUGGUCCCUGAGCCAUAAUGGUCGCCACUUUCAUUUUAACACGUACCUUUGCCAUCUCGGCGCUGUUCGUCGGUGCUUUUGACCUUGUCCAUGCCGCUCCUGUGUCGUAUAGCCUUGAUGCGAGAGCUGAGCCCAGCAUCGAGGAGAGGAACUGUAGAUUGCUUGGCUGUCUCUUCGCGAAACCUCACGAGGUUACCUCCGCCGCCUCCUUUUCCGAGGCUGCACCUCCUGAUGAAGAUACGGUCAAGCGCGAGCUUCAGCGCAUGGGACUGCUGUCCGAGCCAAUACCAGUCAAUUCAGCCGUUGCUGAGCUUGCUGUGACGCAUUCUGCAAGUGACACAGAGUCCCAGCAAGAACAAGACGCCACAGUCCUUGUCGACGUCGAAUACCGCAGUCCAGCGCCUCAGCAGGUACCACCACAGGGUUCAGACGCUUUCGUGUCCUCCCGUGCGAGCACUGCUACAUUAGAGAUCCUAGAAGAGAACGGACACGAUUCCGUUCGCAGUGAAGAAGCCAGCAGAACAGAGGAAGAGCGGAAGUUGAGGAUCUUGGAACCCAAGAACUGUCGACAGGGCGGCUGUCUCUGAUCGUGCACGGCUGUGCCGUGCCCUCUGUCUGCUUUGCCCUCAAUCUCACCACGCUCCUUCUUACACGCCAUCUGAGCAACCAGCUCUUUAUUUGGCCGGACCGACUCGCUUCGCUUAUUCUCCCUUCGGAUCCGGCCGCGCAGAUCUCUGCAUUUGAUAUCCGCUCUUCGACUUACGCUACACCAUUUUCGCUUUUCGAUACACACACAUACUAUACCUCUUUCCGCCUCGCGGACGAUCCUGCAUGCAAGACGAGGAUCACUUUUCAGCGGGGCUGGUACGAUACGGAAGAACAACUGCAUACUAUUCGAUGUUAUAGAAUUACUGUACUCACUUGUUUAUCGAGUUGUAUCCUUAGCAUUUCAUUGUCUAUCAUCCCUGUAUUAUUAGUCUCCGUUAUUCCCUCAAUUUAACCGUGUUCAUCCCGGUGC
Molecule: messenger RNA, 1366 nt
Organism: Laetiporus sulphureus 93-53
Lineage: Eukaryota; Fungi; Basidiomycota; Agaricomycetes; Polyporales; Laetiporaceae
Exons: 6
Coding region: 366-935 (189 amino acids)
Source: RefSeq, a predicted model, not a curated record